Trichobilharzia szidati is the source of this 686-nucleotide messenger RNA. Lineage: Eukaryota; Metazoa; Platyhelminthes; Trematoda; Strigeidida; Schistosomatidae. The record is from the annotation of a GenBank genome assembly.
AAUAAUGAUUCAGACGAUUUUCACGGGAUUGAAUUUGAAGCCAAGAGAAGACACAUUCAAAGAGUAUAUCACAUUGGUCGGAAUUGAUGUGGCAUAUUUGAUAGCCAUCAUGUUGGCAGUCAUGAUUAUCAUCGGCACCAUAGAGGCUCUUCAAAAAUUUUUCUAUAAAAAUAUCGCCGUCACAUUGGGAAUUGUCGUUUUUGCUGCCGCUCUGUUGGUCUUCACCUUUGCAGCCAAGAAAAUUCAGGAAAACUUUUGGUAUUCACAUAUUGCUUAUGGACUAAUCGUCCUACUCAUAUCCAUCGCAUACUGUUGUGUUUUUCAUGGAUUCAUUGCUCUCAAUAUUUUUAUAAUUUUGAAUGUGGCUCUAGCAAUAUCUGCUGCAGUCGUGUUAAUCGCUGUCAGUCUAAAUCGCUUAGAUUUAACAGCGUUUACGGCUGUCGUAUUCCUCGCAGUGCUCAUUGCAUUCAUAGGACUCGUAUCCAUGCUUCUCUCCGUUCUGCGUGUCCCAUUCUCUGAAGCUGUGAGCGAACUGUGUCUCUGUUUCGGUGCAAUGUUUGUGAGUUCAAUCGAUGUUUUUACCUGUGAUCUAUUUCAUUGGGUGAUUUCUCGCCAGAAAAAUCAAAAUAAGUAACUCAGAGAAAAUGUUUUCUCAACAAUUUUGUUAUCAAGCUAUUCAGUAGUAU